ACACAGCGAAGUACUUUCUGCUGCAGUUAAUCUGCGUAGUUGAGAAAUUGUAAUGGCGAGGCUACUAUUAAGAUCCCAUUUUCGGGGCUUCUUUGCCACCCAGUUCAGGAUGACAUCCGACCAGCUGGGUGAGCUGGGCAAAGGAGCAGGAAAGGGAGGCGGUGGAGGAGGCUCGGUGAGGGAGGCAGGUGGUGCCUUUGGAAAGAAGCAAGCUGCAGAGGAGGAGCGUUAUUUUCGUCAGAAGGAGAAGGAGCAGUUGUCUGCCCUACGGAAGCACCAUGAAGAGGAGAUUGACCACAGCAAGAAAGAAAUUGAGCGUUUGCAGCGUGAGAUUGACCGUCACAAGGGCAAAAUCAAGAAACUGAAACAUGAUGACUAAGCUCAGUCUUCAUUCACACUGCUUACAUUAGGCCAAAUAUCACCCAUUUGCCUGAUUUUGUGUUUGUAGGCAAUUGUAUAAUACUUACAUUCAAAACAAUAAUAAAACACUAGUUGUUUUCCAACUGGGAGAGUUUUUUUGUGAUUACUUUCAAUACCACUGUAGACUGUUUAUCUUGAAAUCGGGCACAUUUAUUAUGACAGUUGAGUAUUUCAUUUCAGGGGUGCCAUAUUUUUGAAAGUCUUGAGUUUUGAACUGCACACAUUCAGCUGUGACAGGAGGACCAAUCAAAUCAAAACCAGUUCUAACAUUGAUUACAAUAAUCACAUCUCUUCCUCAUGCAUUUCAAAUAAAUCUGAUGUCCAUCGCCAAGCUCUCAUAACGAAAUCGGUACAGAAUUUGUUUUCACUCAUUCUGUUCAGUAUGUUUAUGCUGUAAUUCAAUCACAACAUUGUGCAGGGUCGAAAUCCGAAUAUGUUCUCAUUAUGAAUUUGGGACUUCUUAUUGGUUGAAAAUCAUGUCAAAAUCUGACUAACCACUUCGAUUGGUUACGAUUGUAAGAGACUAUAGUUAGGUUGAUGCGUAGUUCUGCGUCGCAGAGUGGUGCUGGCGUUUUGCAAGCGACAUUCUCGUGGGUAGAUUCAACCAUACUAUUCAUAUUGGAUAACUAUUUUGGUUAAUUGUUGCAAAAUAUAGUUUUUCGAUACUGUUAUUUUCCUGGAGAAGAUAGGUAAGCGUUUGCGAAUUAUUCGUGUUUCACCUCUUGGCGGGUGAUUUGUUUGAAUUCUGAAAGGUGUCCAACAAGCUAACAAGGCCUUUAGCCAUCCUGCUAGCUAACGUUCGCUAUUUGCGCGGCUAAGUUUAUGAACUUUGAUACAGGGUUUUAUGUUUGUUUUUUAUGUUGGUAUUUCUAACUCUAAACGUUUAUUUUUGUGUUUGUAAAUAUUCGAAAAUGUGAAUUCAGUCGCAUUUGUCUAGCUAUGUAGCUAAUAACUAGCUAGCUAUUGGAAGGGGGCGGGACGGUGCUAGCCAAAAAAUACACACCACCAGCCAAGCUAGCUUCAACAACAACAAAAAACUGCUCGCUGAACGAGGUAGCUAGUUUAAUCACUGUUUUUGUUUACUGGCUGUUGGCGUUCGCUAGCUAUCGUGCCUGCAAUAUAAACGUACUGUUCACUUGUCCCCAGGUAUUUCAGCUUUCAGACCUCGUGGUUGCAUGCAUUAAAAUUAAUAGUUCUACUUUUCUAAUGGAUUUAUAUCUUUGCCAAUGUGAACUAGCUAGCUGAACUAUUUAGAAUAAUAUAAGUUAAUAUUGCAGCAGGACCAAAUGUAAACCAUGUAUGUUACAAAAGUUUGUUCUAGUGUCUUAAUCUGUAACGGCAGCUGAAACAUAUGUUCUAAUGUGGAACAUUCUAACUGAAAUCCAGUUUUUGUCUUGUCUAUUUUCUCUCAAGAGAAUGGCUGCUGACGAGGUGAAUGGUAGUUCUGCCCAGGUGAGGGAGGAAGAGGAGCCUAUGGAAGUCACUGCAGAAUGCGAGCACACAGAGAACUACCAGACACUAAUCGAUGCCGGACUGCCGCAGAAAGUGGCAGAGAGUCUUGACAACGUAUUCUCAACCGGGUUGGUGGCAUAUGCUGACCUGGACGAGAGGGCCAUCGAUGCUCUGCGGGAGUUCAAUGAAGAGGGAGCGCUGUCUGUACUGUUGCAGUUCAAAGAAAGUGACCUGUCCCAUGUGCAGAACAAAAGUGCUUUCCUUUGUGGAGUCAUGAAGACUUACAGACAGAGGGAAAAGCAAGGAAAUAAAGUACAAGAAUCCACCAAGGGGCCUGAUGAGUCCAAGAUCAAGGCUCUGCUGGAGCGGACAGGAUACACCCUGGACGUAACUACGGGACAGAGGAAAUACGGCGGGCCUCCACCAGAGGAAGUGUUCCAAGGAGCACAGCCUGGGAUUGGAACUGAGGUGUUUGUGGGAAAGAUCCCCAGAGAUCUGUAUGAAGACGAGCUGGUGCCACUGUUUGAAAAGGCGGGCCCUAUCUGGGACCUAAGGCUAAUGAUGGACCCUCUGUCGGGUCAGAACCGGGGCUACGCCUUCAUCACCUUCUGCGGCAAGGAUGCAGCAGCUGAGGCUGUGAAACUUUGUGAUAACUAUGAAAUCCGGUCUGGGAAGUACCUUGGAGUGUGCAUAUCUGUAGCAAACAACCGCCUGUUUGUUGGAUCAAUCCCAAAGAACAAGACCAGAGAGAGCAUAUUGGAGGACUUUGGCAAAGUCACAGAGGGGCUUCAGGAAGUGAUUCUCUACCACCAACCUGACGACAAGAAGAAGAAUCGUGGCUUCUGUUUCCUCGAGUAUGAGGACCACAAGUCUGCAGCCCAGGCCCGCCGCCGCCUCAUGAGCGGCAAGGUGAAGGUGUGGGGGAACCCGGUCACUGUUGAGUGGGCCGAUCCGGUCGCUGAGCCCGAUCCGGAUGUCAUGGCUAAGGUGAAAGUCCUGUUUGUCAGGAAGCUGGCCACCCCGGUCACAGAAGAGCUACUGGAGAAGACCUUCUCUGCGUUUGGAAAGUUGGAGCGGGUGAAGAAGCUCAAAGACUAUGCCUUUGUCCACUUUGAGGACAGGGAUGCAGCUGUGAAGGCAAUGGCAGAAAUGAAUGGGAAGGAGCUUGGGGGAGAGGAGAUUGAGAUAGUCCUAGCCAAGCCCCCAGACAAGAAGAGGAAAGAGCGGCAGGCUCAUCGCCAGACCACCAGAAACCCAGGGUAUGAUGACUAUUACUACUACCCACCGCCACGCAUGCCUCCACCAGGUAGGGGCAGAGGCCGUGGUGGCCGUGGGGGCUAUGCCGCCUACCCCCCAGACUACUACAGCUACGAGGACUACUACGAUGACUACUAUGACUAUCACGACUACCGUGGGGGUUACGAGGACCCCUACUACGGUUACGACGACGUGUACAGCAUGAGGGGCCGUGGCAGCCGGCCAAGCAGGGGAGGUCCGCCCCCACCCAGGGCCCGCGGAGCACCACCCACACGAAGCAGAGGGGGCUAUGGCCAGAGGGGGCCACCAAUCGGCGGGCCCAGGGGUGGCAGAGGGGGCCGGGGGGGACCCUUCCAGCCACAGAGGGGCCGCGGUACCCGAGGAGCCAGGGGGAACCGCGGGGGCAAUGUGGGAGGGAAGAGGAAGGCGGACGUCUUCAACCAGCCUGACUCCAAACGCCGGCAGACCAACCAGCAGAACUGGGGGUCUCAGCCCAUCGCCCAGCAGCCCCUGCAGCAAGGGGCCGACUAUUCUGGUAACUAUGGUUACAGUAAUGACACCCUGGAGUUUUCACAGGAUUCUUACGGGCAGCAGUGGAAGUAGACGCGUCAAAAUCAUUAUUUGGCAAAAUAAAAUUAAAAGACAGAAAAAAAACGUAAGGAGUUUGGCAACACUUUUUUUAUUUUCUUUUUUUAUCCCUCACGGGGAAAAAAUAUUUCACUAAGAGAAAAAAUGGACAGACCCCCAGAAUUGGCACAACAUGAUUGGCUGGAAUAGUAUUUUGGCCUGAAGAUGUGAAUGUAACCAUUUUGCUGAAUUAUUUCUUACGGUUACAUGUGCGUUUUAAGAUAUACGCCCCAUCACUUUUACCUUCCAACAUUUUGUUUCUUUUAAAGCCAACAAUGAGCAUUUUAAAUGUGGACAUUCAUUUUCAAAAGUCUGAGAGGCUGUUAAAAUCAUGAUAUUGCCUUGCAGGAAAGUUUAUGUCCAAGCCCCUCCCUCCCCUACCUGUGUUCCCCUUAUUUCUGUUUUCUAACAGUAGCAUAGGGACUUGCUUGUAAAUAGUUGCUUAUGGCUAGAGCUUCAUAUACAUUUUUUUGCCGUGAUGGAGAAAAUCCACAGAAGGAGAGAAUGUAAACGUUUUGUAAUGUUGAAAGUGUAUGUCUAGCAUUUCUAGAGGUAGAUCAAUUGUGUUUUUUAAAACUGAUAUUAUUAUAUAACUUCCUAUGUUUUCUUUAAACUUGCCCGUUAGAAUUUGGUUUGGCUUACCUUAAAAGCCAUAGCAGUUUGUUCUCGUGAUGUUUGUAUUUAUAACUUUUACCUUUGUUCCAUUUCAAUAAAACUCAGUUGAGCAUCAUUCAGUUGUCAGGUAA
Molecule: messenger RNA, 4502 nt
Organism: Oncorhynchus kisutch (coho salmon)
Lineage: Eukaryota; Metazoa; Chordata; Actinopteri; Salmoniformes; Salmonidae
Product: heterogeneous nuclear ribonucleoprotein R
Exons: 12
Coding region: 1780-3732 (650 amino acids)
Molecular function (GO): RNA binding
Source: RefSeq, a predicted model, not a curated record